Molecule: messenger RNA, 1792 nt
Organism: Caenorhabditis elegans
Lineage: Eukaryota; Metazoa; Nematoda; Chromadorea; Rhabditida; Rhabditidae
Gene: acr-23
Product: Betaine receptor acr-23
Exons: 9
Coding region: 74-1711 (545 amino acids)
Biological process (GO): monoatomic ion transport; monoatomic ion transmembrane transport
Cellular component (GO): membrane; plasma membrane; synapse
Molecular function (GO): extracellular ligand-gated monoatomic ion channel activity; monoatomic ion channel activity; transmembrane signaling receptor activity
Source: RefSeq, marked reviewed
AAAUUAGCAGCUUUUAAAGUGCAUUGUCCUUUACUCCAAUUUCCUUGAUUUUUUGGUUUUCCAGAAAAAAAAUAUGCACAGGAUCUACACAUUUUUGAUAUUUAUUUCACAAUUAGCAUUAGGACUGUCAAAUAAUCCGGACAUACCUAUUCAAUAUGAAUUAGCCAACAAUAUUAUGGAGAACUAUCAAAAAGGAUUGAUACCUAAAGUCAGGAAAGGGUCGCCAAUCAAUGUCACUCUUUCGUUGCAGCUUUAUCAGAUUAUUCAAGUGAAUGAGCCGCAACAAUAUCUACUACUCAAUGCGUGGGCGGUAGAGCGAUGGGUAGAUCAAAUGUUGGGAUGGGACCCGUCGGAAUUCGACAAUGAAACUGAAAUUAUGGCGCGACACGAUGAUAUUUGGCUGCCGGACACCACUUUGUAUAACUCACUUGAAAUGGAUGACUCAGCAUCUAAAAAACUUACACAUGUAAAGCUCACUACUCUGGGCAAAAAUCAAGGUGCAAUGGUGGAACUGUUGUAUCCAACUAUUUAUAAAAUCAGUUGUCUGUUGAAUUUGAAAUAUUUCCCUUUUGAUACGCAGACUUGCCGAAUGACAUUUGGUAGUUGGUCCUUUGACAAUAGUCUAAUUGACUAUUUUCCACGGACGUUCACAAAUGGUCCGAUCGGGCUGGCAAAUUUCUUGGAAAAUGAUGCAUGGAGCGUUCUUGGAACAAAAGUAAACCGCGAAGAGAAAAAAUACACGUGCUGUCCGGUCAACUACACACUGCUCCACUACGACGUCGUUAUUCAACGCAAACCGCUCUACUACGUGCUCAAUCUGAUCGCGCCGACCGCCGUCAUCACCUUCAUCUCGAUCAUCGGGUUUUUCACGUCAGUCAAUCCGUUCACCAACUUCUGCAAUGUGUCGUCUUCAGUUCACGAUUUACGUCAAGAAAAAAUCACACUGGGCAUCACUACACUCCUUUCGAUGUCUAUUAUGAUAUUUAUGGUGUCCGACAAAAUGCCAUCGACGUCUACAUGUGUUCCACUUAUAGCCCUUUUCUACACACUUAUGAUCACCAUAAUCUCCGUCGGAACCCUAGCCGCCUCAUCAGUGAUAUUCGUUCAAAAACUCGGAUCCAUCGGAAAUCCACCAGCAUCAAAAACCAUGAAAUGGACGCAUCGGAUAGCUCCGUUCGUCCUGAUUCAAAUGCCACUGGUCAUGAAGCAGGCCUACGCGAAACGGGCCAAAGAGGAGAAGCAUCGGAAACGGAUGUCGAGAAAGAAUAGCAUGUGGACGAAGGUUUAUCAUUUGGCACGAGAUCAUUCGAAGCUUAUGGAAACCGUUCCGGAUGGUGCUGUGAAGUUUAAUCAGAUCUCGGAUUUUAAGAAUAAUGAUAUUGGAAAUAUGGAGUCUCCGAGAAUGGCCGAAUCACAAACAUCCGAAACCUUCGCCGCACCGAUGGAUACCAGCUUCACAGAAUCUCUUCACAUCCCUGAGCUCAAUCGUGUCGCCUCCAGCAAUAGUAUUCAAAGUGUCCUAAAACCGACCGAAAUCCAACUGACACCAUAUUGUACACGGAACAUUGUGGAACUCGAAUGGGAUUGGGUGGCUGCGGUGUUGGAACGAGUUUUUCUUAUAUUUUUCACAAUUUGCUUCUUAUUCUCAGCUAUUGGAAUUAAUUUAUAUGGCUGGUAUAUUUGGUAUACGGAAAAUCAUUUUCUUUUUUGAAUUUGUUUAUUCGAUUGAUCUGCUCUGAUGUGAUUUCACUUGUUGUUUAUGCAUUUUUCAUGAAAUAAAGACGUUGAAGUA